UGAUUCACAUUCAAUUUAACUUUUACGCUGUGCUCGACCGGAUCGCCCGCCAUCGCAGUUGCCAUUGACCGCACAAAGUAUCGCACGGUGGACGGUUGUGGUGUAGAGUGAACUCGUUCCAUCCACUUCGCAUCGGGGAAAGACUAGCAAAAAGUUGUGUUUGGCUAAAGUGUACAGUGAAAAGUUAUUUUUCCACCGAAUCGGAUCUACGGGUCUUGAGUAAGCAAAAAGUUCGCGAAGUUUACCAUCCGGGUACUGCCCAGUGCUGCUGCUAUCACGAGAACCCGGCCGCCGGAGAGUGCAAGGCCAAAGUGUCAAAGUUAUAAAAGUUGAUCGAAAAGCCCAGCAAAUGGCAAAGUUUGCCACAAUCCUGGCGCUAGGUGCCAUCCUGUGCGGCUCGAUUGGCCUAUCACAUGGACACACGUACAAAACGGGAGAGUGCCCAACGGUGGAACCGAUGAGCGGAUUCAACAUGCAGCAGUUCCUGGGUGUUUGGUACGUGAUCCAAAAGACGGGAACCGCGUCGACCUGUGUCCUGUACAACAUCACCAAAAGCGACGAACCGGGCGAGUACCACAUCGAACAACUGUCGCAGAAGGCACCACUGUCAAUUACUCCCAUAAAGCACGAGUACAGCUACACUGGUACGCUGAAAGCGACCGAUAAGGACAUCCCGGCCCGGAUGACGGUCCGGUUUCCGCUGAGUGUUGCUGGAUCGGCUAAGUUUGUCGUUUUCAUGACCGAUUACGACACGUUCGGGGCUAUUUUCUCCUGUCAGAAGAUUUCGUUCGGACAUCGUCAGAGCGCUACCAUCCUGUCGCGGACCAGGGAUCUUGACAAGAUUUAUGUCGAUAAGAUCCGCAACCGGCUGGCCGGCUUCUCGGUGGACCCAUUCGACCUGAGCAUAAUCAACCAAACUGGCUGCCCGAAGGAGGGCGAAGCUGGCUGGAACAUCCACAUCGAUCCGGACACCUUUUCGGCGAAAAACAUUGCCAACGUGUUCCGCAAGGCCGGCGAGAAGAUCGGCGACGGGUUCGAGUACGCCGUGAACGCAGGCAAAAAGAUCUAUCACCAGUAUGCGGACUCCAGCGCGGAACAGGGCAGCGGAACACCUUCCACCGGUAACCGAGCUGAGCGCCUAACCAUGAAACCAAACCCAGAAGCCGAGUGGCUUCCGUGAACCGGACCUGACCUUCUGACCAGCAGCAGUUGAGCGUGCAGGUCAAGUGUAGACCAGGUUUUCACUGACAGUUUUAUAUGCCUAGCUAGAAAUAUCAAAACAAAUUUUACUCAUGUGAAUGACUUUACCUGUAAAAUAAAGACAGUCAACUUUGUAU
Messenger RNA from Sabethes cyaneus, 1337 nucleotides. RefSeq names its product apolipoprotein D-like. Gene Ontology annotation, molecular function: lipid binding. The transcript has 5 exons. Lineage: Eukaryota; Metazoa; Arthropoda; Insecta; Diptera; Culicidae. Bases 350 to 1180 code for a protein of 276 amino acids. Gene Ontology annotation, biological process: lipid transport; brain development; tissue regeneration. The record is from RefSeq and is a predicted model, not a curated record.